AUGGAACAGGGGGAUGCAGUUGCUAUGGGUGGUGGCGGUGAUGAUGGGUUGGGAUUGAGCCCAGCUGAAAAGGGUCGUUUUACAAAGCGGGUACGCUCUGAUGGGGAUGUUCUCAGCACCGUUACUGGCCGUGACAACGAAGUAGCGCGCGAGCGACGCCCAACGCGAUUUACUGUGCGACCCCAUUAUUUUCUUCCUGGCGACAUUGUUUGGGUGCGCCCGGCUGGGCUGCCGUAUUGGCCGGCGGAGGUGGUUCAGGCGGAGCUCGCAACUAACAGUGUCACCGCGCGCCUUUUUGAUCCCCCGGCGUCACUCCUUCCGCCCGCGGACGAAGACGCGUUACGGGGCCACGUCACGGUGUCUAGCACGAAGGUGUUCUUUUUUGACCGCCUUCAGACGCCAGAGGAGGUAGAGGUGUGCGUCGAACAGCGACUGCAGCGGAGGACGCACAACGUUUCCGCCUACGAGGCAGACUUCCAGCGCGCCGUUCUGCAUGCUAAUCGGUUGGUGCGCAUUGUUCUAAGUCCGGAAAAGCUUCAGCCGUACUCCAUCUGCGGGGUUGGGGUGGUGCACAGUCUGAUGCGAACGCACAUAUCGGCCCCACGGCAGCCGCACACAACAAACUUUGCCCCCCAAACUGCCGUCAUUAAGCUGCGGGUUGGACUCGAGAACGCACUUCGAGACCUGCGUGGGUUCGAGUUCAUUUGGGUGUUGUUUUCCUUCUCAUACUCCACUCUGGCGGAGGAGCAGGAAGGUGAGAACGGGCCGAGCACUGUGGAGACCCUGCCAGAAGGAACGUCGCGUCGGCGACGACGACAAGGCGCUGAGCGUUCCGCAGGAUUUAAAACAAUGCUUGUGCCGCCACGGGACACGGAGCUGCGAGGGGUCUUUGCGACGCGAAGUCCGCACAGACCAAACUUUAUUGGGCUCUCAUGUGUGCGGCUUGUGGCCGUGCGUGGGCUAGAGAUUCACAUUGCCGACCACGAUCUUCUGCACGGCACACCCGUGCUUGAUAUUAAGCCGUACUUGCCAUUCUGCGACGCCCACCCGGACGCAAAGGCGGGUUGGGUGGAAGAGUUGGAUACGUCUGGCGGGGGUGGUGCAGACCACAAGUAUAACAUGCAGCGGCGACAGGUGGACCGUAUCUUUGAGGGGGAAUGA
Messenger RNA from Trypanosoma rangeli, 1161 nucleotides. RefSeq names its product SAM-binding protein. The record is from RefSeq and is a predicted model, not a curated record. NCBI's taxonomy places the organism in Eukaryota, Euglenozoa, Kinetoplastea, Trypanosomatida, Trypanosomatidae. The transcript has a single exon. Bases 1 to 1161 code for a protein of 386 amino acids.